Messenger RNA from Metopolophium dirhodum (rose-grain aphid), 1891 nucleotides. It is a transcript of the gene Spindly, whose product is annotated as protein Spindly. The record is from RefSeq and is a predicted model, not a curated record. The coding region runs from base 260 to 1627 and encodes 455 amino acids. The transcript is spliced from 10 exons. NCBI's taxonomy places the organism in Eukaryota, Metazoa, Arthropoda, Insecta, Hemiptera, Aphididae.
CUUACCAAUUUCAAAAUUCAAACUCGAUUACGAUUUACAAUUUACUAUUUACAUAAUUACAAUUUACAUUAUUAUUUAUUCACAUCAUUUUAUUCAGUAUAAUAUACUUUCUAUGCUUGCAGUAGGAACUGUAUAUUGUAUGAGCUACCUAGCCUACGAACGUUUGUAUAGAGAGUAGAGACUUAUCUACGAUUUGUAUUUUCAAUUUUGUACUAACUACUACUUUCUAACUGUACUAGGUUUGAAUCAUCUAGACAAGAUGAACGGAAAUUCGUCUCAAAAUAAUGAAAGCUCUAUAAGCACACCAUCAAACUAUACUCGCCCUAGUGUGACUACCAUUGACAUUUUGAAACAAGAAUUAUAUCAAACACAACUGCAAUUGAAAACAAAAAUUGCAUUUAUUAGUGAACUUCAAAAUGAUGUAGAGCAAUUACAAAUAGUUGAAGACGAUAAUAUUAAGUUGAAAUCAGAAAUUUCAACAAAAGAAUCAGAUUUAAGGCAAUGGACUGUAAAAUAUUCCAAUUUAGAGUUCAAAUUAUUAGACCAACAAAAAGACCAUUUAUUACAAAUUGAUUUGUUGAAUGAGCAACUAUCAGUCUUAAAACAUUUAAAAGAUAAACCAAAAGAAGAUUUACCAGUGAAUUUAAAUGAAAGUAUUAUAACAGAAUUAAAAACUGAGUUAGAUGAGAAAAAGGAAAAAUAUGAAGAGAUGCAAAAUAUGAUAAACAAUCAAGAAAUUAUUAUUAUGGAGUUAGAACAUACAAAAAAUAGAGCUAUCGAAGAAUUAGAAGAAUUAAAAAUAAAAGUUGAAUUUAAAACUGAUCAAUUGAAUGAAUGGAAGCAAAAAUAUGAGACAUUGCAAGAAGAAUGUGAAAUGCUUAGACUGCAACUCAAUAGUAUAAAUAACUUAAAUGAUCAUAAUAAAAGAGGAAAUUCAUUGUUUGCUGAAGUUGAUGAUAAAAGACAAGCAUUGACAGCCGAGCUGGAAAUGAAAAGGGAAAAAUAUGAAACUUUAAAAAAAUGUUUAUCAAAAGCAAACCAUGAAAACAAUCAAAUAAAGAUGGAAAUGAUGAGAUUAGAAAAACAGUUGUUAGAAACCGAAAGAAAUGAUGAUUUAGAAAAAUCGACUUUGAUUCAAAGUUAUAAAAAUCGUAUAAGCGAUUUAGAAGCCAAAAUAAGAGAAUUAGAUAAAAGACCAGAGACUCCACAAGUAUUGAAAAUAGACAAUUUAAGCAAUGAUGGCAUGAAUGUAGUUCUUCAAAUUGUGUCUGAUGUCCGAAAAGAGAAGAAAGCUUUGGAAGAAGAAAUGAAUAGAAGGUCAGUUAGGGAUAUGGAAGCUCGACAACAAUGUUUUAAAGGAGAAUGUGAAAUUCGACAACUUAAGAAAGAGAUGAGAAGAGACAAAUUGCAACUAAAAGAAUUAGAACAACAAAUUUCCGUAUUGAAAUCCAAACUGUCAACAUCCAAGGAAAACAUUGAUGAAGAUAAACGUACAGCAACAAAAGGAGUACGUUUUCACAACAACUGUAAGAUUGAAGACGGAGGCCCUUCAAUGAAACUAGUAAAAAAAAUUCCACAACAAGCUGUUUUGAAUACAAUUGUUUGUCCAAAAUUUGAAGAAUUAUAAAUAAAUAUUAUCAAUAUUGUUAUAUUAUUUAAUUAGUUGUAUAGCUGAUAUAUUAAAAAUAUUCACAUAGGAUCCUAAAAUUAAACAAUGUGCUUUUAAUUUUCAAGUAUUCAAGUAUUAAUGUAAAACAAAAACUUCUAUUUUUACAGCAUAAAUGUAUAAUGUUCCAGGAUCAUAAAUUUUUCUAUUAUAAUAAUCACUUUGUAAUAUUAAAUAAAACUAAAGUAGUUAUUUUUAUAAUAAAAAUUUGCAAUCUGACAAAAA